AAACAGAGAAACAGAGAGAGAGAGAGACUGAAACAGAGAAACAGAGAGAGAGAGAAACAGAGAGAGAGAGAGAGAAACAGAGAGAGACAGAGAGAGAGAGAGAAAGAGAGAGACUGUAGCCAACAUUACAGAAGAUAUGUGUGACGUCUUUUUUUAAUCACACAUCUAAAAAGGAAGUGUUGUGUUUCAGAUCGCUUAAACACACGCACACAGCAGCUGCUACUUCUCCUGGCUCUCUGUACCCUCAGCCAGUCUGUUGUUGACCUGUCAGUGAGCAUGUCGGGUAGUGUUAGUGUUUGGAGGGUAGUGAGCUGGAUGGUGCUGGGCAUGGUCCUGGGGCUCAGUGGUGGGGGCUCAGCCCUGAAGAUCUGCACCUUCAACAUCCAGUCCUUUGGAGAGAAGAAAAUAGAGAAGCCAGAGGUGGUUGAUGUCAUAUUGGCUGUAAUCGCUCGCUGUGACAUCAUGCUGGCUGGUGAUAACCAAGGCCUGAGAUUAAAGAUCUGGCCUCAGCUCAUGACCAAGGCCUGAAAGACAACUGGCAACAGUGACUACAGCUCCAGGAAGAAUGAGUAUAACUAUGUGAUCAGUGACAGACUGGGACGUAAGUCCUACAAGGAGCAGUAUGCCUUUAUCUACAGACAGAGGCUGGUGUCAGUGAAGGAAGUGUACCAGUACCCUGACACCCAACCUGGAGAUGAGGAUGCCUUCUCCAGGGAACCUUUCAUCGUCUGGUUCUCUUCCCCCAAAACAGCCGUCCAGGACUUUGUGAUCAUCCCGAUCCACACCACUCCAGAGACGUCCGUCAGGGAGAUAAAUGAACUGUACGAUGUGUUCCAAGAUGUCAAACAGCGAUGGACCUCAAAGAAUGUGAUCAUCAUGGGCGACUUCAAUGCGGCCUGCGGCUACGUACCCAAGAAGCAGUGGAGCAACAUCCGCCUGCGGUCUGACAGCAGCUUCCUGUGGCUGACGGGUGACACCGUCGACACCACCGUCAAGGAGUCCACAGACUGUGCCUAUGACAGGAUUGUCCUCCACGGGGACAAGAUGAUCCAGGCAGUCAACCCAACCUCUCUGGAUGUGUUUGACUUCAGACGGGCCUACGGACUAACCGAGCUACAGGCCCUGGCGGUGAGUGACCACUACCCAGUGUGCAUCACUGUGAAGGCAGCUCCGAGGAAUAAGGGUUAACGUCUUGUCCUCGUAACGGUACCGUCCUGACGACGUCUCGGUGUCCCUCGGUGGUCUGUGUGCGUCCUGCAGUGUUUGCUUUGCUCCAGUCCAGAGCCAUCAGGCUAAAGCUAAAUUAAUCAAUUCAUACCAGAAGCAUGGUCACUGAGCUGCACUGUGUGCUUCAAGGUUAUAAUAGUUUUGUGUUUUAUAUUCGUUUUUAUUUCUAUUAGUAUUUUUUUUUAAACUUAAUCUAGUAGUUGUUAUUCUAUUUGAGUUUUCUAAAAACAUUUCUAUUUGGUUUUUGAUAUGAUUUAGUUUUAGUGUUAGCCUGGGCUAGCUAGGAGGCAUGUAUGUGUUCUAGGUUGUAUUUCUAGUAGUCUCAGACCUAGAUUAUAGAUUAUUACAGAUUGCAUUACAGAUUAGAUUAUUACAAACCUAGACCUAGAGCAACAGACCUAGACCCAGAGCAACAGACCUAUAGAAACAGACCUAGACAUAGAGCACCAGACCUAGAGCAACAUAUCUAUAACAACAGACCCAGAGCAACAGACCUAGACCUAUAGCAACAGACCUAGAGCAACAGACCUAGAGCAACAGACCUAGACCUAGAGCAACAGACCUAGAGCAACAGACC
Messenger RNA from Oncorhynchus keta (chum salmon), 1804 nucleotides. Its product is annotated as deoxyribonuclease gamma-like. The record is from RefSeq and is a predicted model, not a curated record. The transcript is spliced from 9 exons. Gene Ontology annotation, biological process: DNA catabolic process. Gene Ontology annotation, molecular function: DNA nuclease activity. NCBI's taxonomy places the organism in Eukaryota, Metazoa, Chordata, Actinopteri, Salmoniformes, Salmonidae. Gene Ontology annotation, cellular component: nucleus.